Molecule: messenger RNA, 2490 nt
Organism: Nerophis lumbriciformis (worm pipefish)
Lineage: Eukaryota; Metazoa; Chordata; Actinopteri; Syngnathiformes; Syngnathidae
Source: RefSeq, a predicted model, not a curated record
CAGAUGGCUUCGUUUCCAGACUCGGACCUGCAGACGUGCCCGCUCUGCAAGGAGCUUUGUGGUUCCUCGGCCCCUAUUUCCUCCAGCUCAUCCACUUCCUCUUCCUCUUCCCACACCUCGAACUCCUCCAGCCAGACCAGCAGGAGGCUCCACGUCCUUCCCUGCCUCCAUACGUUCUGCAGGCAGUGCCUGGAGGGCCAGCGCAGUCCAGGUGACCCUCUCAAAUUACGCUGCCCCACCUGCGACCAGAAGGUGUCCAUCUCCGAGGCCGGUGUGGACUCUCUGCCUUCCUCCAACUUCCUCUUCAACAACCUGUUGGAUGUGGUGGUGAGCACCGAGGAGCAGAUUCAGAACAAGAAUGGCCACCACCACCCUCAGCGAGGAGGCUUGGGUUCAUCUGGCUUCCAUCACACCCAGGGAGGCCUUUUGCACCCCCAUCUCAUGGGAGAGCCUCAGUGCAGCUCCUGCGAUGAAGAGAACCUGGCCACCUCCCACUGUCUCGACUGCCAAGAGUAUCUGUGUGACAACUGCGUGCGUGCCCAUCAACGGGUGAGGCUGACCAAGGACCACUUCAUUGAGAGGCUCGGGGAGAACCUCCACCAGGCCCGAGUCAACAGUAACCCAGGCCAAGCGGGCAUGCCUGUGUCACUCGCCCAAUCCCUACAGAACAACUUUGCCCUGCUGUCCCUCUUCCAGGACCGCAUGAGCUUCUGCCAACAGCACGACAAUGAGGUUUUCUUGUUCUUUUGCGAAAGCUGCUCCGUGCCCAUCUGCAGGGAGUGCAGCAUGAGCCGUCACGUGGGCCACACUUUUGUUUACCUCCAAGAUGCCGUGCAGGACUGCAGAUCUGUCACCAUCCAGCUGCUAGCUGAUGCACAGAAGGGAAGACAGGCCGUGCAGCUGAGCAUGGAGAAGGUCCAAGCAAUGGCAGAGCAGGUGGAGAUUAAGGCUAAGGUAGUGCAGACUGAAGUGAAGGCCCUGGUCCUCAGACACAAGAAGGCGUUGGAGGAGAGAGAGUGUGAACUACUGUGGAAGUUGGAGAAGAUCCGACAGGUGAAGGCAAAAUCGCUGUACCUGCAAGUGGAAAAACUGCACCAGAGUCUGACCAAGUUGGACAGCACCAUUGCCGCCGUCAGCCAGGUGCUGGACGAGGGCCGCCACAUUGACGUGCUCCUGGCACGCGAGCGGAUGCUCACACAAAUCCAUGAACUCAAAGCACUGAGGAGUCUGAUGCAGCCGCAGGAGGAUGACCGGUUCAUGUUCACGCCUCCAGACCAAGCUUUGUACAUAGCUAUCCAGUCCAUGGGCCUGAUCAGCAGUGGAGCCUUCGCCCCGGUCACCAAAGCGCAUGGCGACGGUCUCAACAGCGCGCUUCGUGGCAAGCACGCAGCUUUUACCGUGAUCGGAUACGACCACGAUGGCGAGCCCCGUCUGUCUGGUGGCGACAUGGUGACCGCAAUAGUCAUGUCGGUCGCCGAUGCCAACCUGUCGGCGGCGGAAGUGACCGACCACCAAAAUGGCUCGUACACAGUCGGCUACGUGGCCAAAUGUGAGGGGGAGCAUUUGGUGUCAGUGUUGGUGUGCAAUCAACACAUUCAAGGCAGCCCCUUCAAGGUGUUUGUGAAAUCGGGACGCAGCUACGGCUCUCUGGGUUCCCAAGUGUCAUCGUUCGGGGGCGAAGGCGAGGGGGAUGGUCAGCUGUGUCGUCCGUGGGGGAUCAGUGUGGACAAGGAGGGAUUUGUAGUGGUGGCAGACCGCAGCAACAACCGCAUACAGAUAUUCAAGCCCUGUGGCACAUUCAACCACAAGUUUGGCUCUCUAGGGUCUCGGCCCGGUCAGUUCGAUCGUCCGGCCGGGGUCGCCUGCGACAGUCAGAGACGAAUCAUUGUGGCCGACAAAGACAAUCACCGUGUGCAGGUGUUUACUUUUGAGGGCCAGUUCCUGCUGAAGUUUGGGGAAAAGGGGACCAAGAAUGGGCAGUUCAACUAUCCCUGGGAUGUGGCCGUCAACUCCGAGGGUAAGAUCUUGGUCUCGGACACCAGGAACCACCGCGUGCAACUGUUUUCCCCCGACGGCUCGUUCCUCAACAAAUACGGCUUCGAGGGGGCUCUGUGGAAACACUUCGACUCUCCCAGAGGUGUGGCCUUCAACCACGAGGACCACCUAGUGGUGACCGACUUCAACAACCACCGACUCCUGGUCAUCCGGCCCGACUGCCAGUCCGCCCGUUUCCUGGGCUCCGAGGGCAUCGGUAACGGUCAGUUCCUGAGGCCCCAAGGUGUGGCCGUGGAUCAGGAGAACCGCAUCAUCGUGGCGGACUCCCGCAACCACCGCGUGCAAGUGUUUGAGCCCAACGGAAAUUUCUUAUGCAAAUUUGGAACGCAGGGGAGCGGCUUCGGACAGAUGGAUCGUCCCUCCGGCGUGGCCGUGACACCGGACGGCGUCAUUGUCGUCGUCGACUUCGGGAAUAACCGUAUCCUCAAGUUUUAG